Messenger RNA from Aspergillus puulaauensis, 960 nucleotides. RefSeq names its product zinc finger protein. The record is from RefSeq and is a predicted model, not a curated record. NCBI's taxonomy places the organism in Eukaryota, Fungi, Ascomycota, Eurotiomycetes, Eurotiales, Aspergillaceae. The transcript has a single exon. Bases 1 to 960 code for a protein of 319 amino acids.
AUGAGCGAUACAAACCCACAGCUACGGCGCAUCGGCGCCGGAUUCUGCGGCACUGUCUGGGCAGCAGGGGAUCAUGGCUCAGCCUUCAAACGCGAGGACGGAGGCCCAGACAGGUCGUUGCUAAACGACUACACCAUGCACCAGCAUCUACAGAAUCACAAACCCUCGAUGCCCCAAAUCCAAAUACCCAUAUGCUACGAGCUCCUCACCCCGUCAAGUGCAUGGUGGCACGACAACCUCGAUCGAUUCCCACACGGGUACCAGCCAUGCAACAUGAUCCACGCACAGCGAAUCCCUCCCAUCUUGGCGAAUACCAGACAGCUCAUAACCGAACGGUAUUGUCCCGCACAGCUAGUCGCGGAGAUCAUGGACAGCGAGACAAAUAGAGACUGCCUUAUCCGGCCGUACUUGGGUCGACGGCGACACCACACCCGGAAGAGAGCGUCGAGAUUCCAAGCAUUUUCUCUACGCAACUACCCCUUACACGUGGACCAGAUGGAGGAACUUGGGAUUCCGGAAAGCGACAUCACCGGCUAUGCACAGAGUAUGGCGGAAGCUCUGGCUGUCAUGCACUGGGACGCCGAGGUCGAUGGGAACGACGUGGAGUUUGUUCUUGCCGCACCGAAUGACAUCAAUUCAACGCAGCCGCAAGGGCAAUGGUGCAAUAUCCUGGGCCAGCAUUCAAUCUGGAUACUUGAUUUUGACCUAGUUCGCAGAAUGGACAUGGACGAACAGGGCGUUGAGCAGGCUGUUAGGGCGUUUUGGAAGAACGACCCUUUCUGCCCUCGCCCUGAUGGUUCGGAUAGAUGGAAGGCAUUUCGAGAGCAGUAUAUGCAAACAAGCAAGAUGUGUAUCGAGAGGAAGACUGGGACUGGUUAUGGAGAUUUGCACACCCUACCUGACUUGUUCAUUCGCUCGGUGGAACAACUGGGGCAACAGGCAGUGGCGCAUUCGCCCUAA